Molecule: messenger RNA, 514 nt
Organism: Triticum dicoccoides
Lineage: Eukaryota; Viridiplantae; Streptophyta; Magnoliopsida; Poales; Poaceae
Exons: 4
Coding region: 158-514 (118 amino acids)
Source: RefSeq, a predicted model, not a curated record
UCUCACCUCCACCACCGCCGCCCGGGUCAACCUGCAUCCGCCACCGACGCCCACCUUUAAUGUCUGUGACUUCCACUGUCGCUUGCCUGCAGCUCCGACCCUUGCUGCAUCCCACCUUCGUCGGACCACUCCGCCCAACACGGCUUCCCUGGACGCGAUGAUUGUACCCCGUGCUCCCUGCUCCAGAUCUGGCUUGAAUCUGCCAUAUCAAGGAUCCUUUGUUGAAGCUGCAGCCACACUGGUUUUGUUUCUCAUCUUUAGAAGUCUUUGUAGUGGAAGGAAGGGCAAGGCAAAACCUGUCUCAGGUACCUUGUUGUUUGGAACAUGUCAUCCCUUGAGCUCGGCACCUGUUCGCAUAUGCCCUGUUCGAAGAGUGAGUCAGUGCGUGUCCGUGCUCUAUUUUACGCGCGUGUGUGUGUGUUUUGGUUCAGGUGCAAGCCCAUGGAUGCUGAAGACUAUGAGGAGUACAUACCUCUUCUUUAUGAAGUUCUCGCAGGCCAGCAACAUGAGGUGA